CAUUUAAAGCCCAGCCCCUCUUUUCUCUCUCUCCUCCAAACCCUAACCCACACAAAACAAAAUAAAGAACUAGCAAAGAUGCAAAAAUUCUGAUAUUAUUUAGUUAACUAUAUAUGUCUUUAAGCUCGAAUCAAUAGGAGAUUUUUGGUGUUUAUGUAUAUAAAGCUCUUGGAUCAAGCUGUAGAUUGGAUUAUCAUUUGUAGAAAUAAUAGAUCAUGGAUCCGGUAACAGCUCAUGGGCGUCCAUUACCACCUCCUUUUCAUGCCAGGGAUCUUCAGCUUCACUAUCAGCCGCUUCAGUAUCAGAAUCAGCACCAGCAACAGCAGCAGCAUAAUUCCGAUGAGGGGCAAAGCGGAAGCAGUGGUCUAAGCCACGGCCUUAAACUCGAACGAGGAGAGAUGAUUGACAACAACAACAACAACAAUACUGAUGGAAACGAAUUGGUUUCCAUCACGGGUGGUAGAUCAGAUGGUGAAGGUAGUGGGAACAGGAAGCCUCGAGGAAGACCCGCGGGCUCAAAGAACAAGCCCAAACCACCGAUUAUCAUCACCAGGGACAGCGCCAAUGCUCUCAGAUCUCACGUCAUGGAAAUCGCCAACGGAUGCGAUAUUCAAGAGAGCGUUUCGACUUUCGCUACAAGAAGACAAAGGGGCGUUUGCAUCUUGAGUGGGAAUGGAACAGUCACUAAUGUGACCCUUAGGCAACCAACUGCCCCGGGGGCAGUCAUCACUCUACAGGGAAGAUUCGAGAUCCUUUCCCUUUCGGGUUCAUUUCUGCCCCCUCCUGCACCGCCUGCCGCUUCAGGUUUGACUAUCUACCUGGCAGGCGGUCAAGGGCAAGUUGUAGGAGGGAGCGUGGUGGGGCAGCUGAUUGCCUCCGGGCCUGUAGUCAUAAUGGCCGCAUCCUUCGGGAAUGCGGCCUACGAGAGGCUUCCACUGGAAGAGGAAGACCAGUCAGCUGCUCCGGGGAACGGGGCCCUCGAGUCGCCACCAGGGAUGAUUGGGGGACCGCAGCAGCAGCAACAGCUCAUGCCAGAACACUCUAAUUCUGGCACUUCUCUCUUUCAUGGCUUGAAUCCAAGUAUGCUUAACCAGCUUCCAAGUGAUCAGCCAUACUGGGCAGGUGCACCUAGACCUCCUUAUAAUUAACAAAAUACAGAUCAUCCCAUCUUUGGUUCUCUAUUAUCUCAUCACUUGAUCUUCUCUGGCUAUGAUUAGUAUUAAUCAAUGUUCCUCUUCUUUGUUUAGUUUCUAGUAAGACUACUUUUUAUGUUAAUUAUCUUAGACUUCUCUAUGUGUUAAUUAAUUAUCCAGUUGUUAUAUAAUAUUAUUGUCCUUCACUUCUCA
Messenger RNA from Daucus carota subsp. sativus, 1346 nucleotides. Its product is annotated as AT-hook motif nuclear-localized protein 24. Bases 216 to 1148 code for a protein of 310 amino acids. Gene Ontology annotation, cellular component: nucleus. Gene Ontology annotation, biological process: vegetative to reproductive phase transition of meristem. The transcript has a single exon. Gene Ontology annotation, molecular function: minor groove of adenine-thymine-rich DNA binding; DNA-binding transcription factor activity. Lineage: Eukaryota; Viridiplantae; Streptophyta; Magnoliopsida; Apiales; Apiaceae. The record is from RefSeq and is a predicted model, not a curated record.